UGGAAAACCUACGGAGAGCUUUAUAAGAAGAAAAUAUUUUCUAUUUAUUCAGAUUCCGUAUAUGGUCCAUUGGAGUGGGAUUCUCAGGAGCAGUGCUGGUGAGGACAAGUGCAUCCCCUUGGGUCAGGACAGAGAUCUCCUUGACUGUCAAGUUGCUGUCCUUCCAUGAUGAGACUCUAUGCUCUGUUUUUGGUAUCUCUUUCUGUUUGCACAGCUUGGGCAGGGCACCCGUCCUCACCACCUGUGGUGGAAACCAUGUACGGCAAAGUCCUGGGAAAGUAUGACAGCCUGGAAGGAUCUGCACAGCCUGUGGCUGUUUUCCUGGGAGUCCCUUUUGCCAAACCUCCUCUUGGAUCCUUGCGAUUUGCUCCUCCACAGCCUCCAGAGCCCUGGACUUAUGUGAAGAACACCACAUCUCACUCUCCUAUGUGUUCCCAAGAUCCAGUUGUAGGGCAGACAAGUUUAGACAUGGAGAACACCAGAAAGAGUAUCACUGUCACGUUUUCUGAAGACUGUCUGUACCUGAAUAUUUACACCCCUGCUGACCUGACAAAGAAAAGUAGGCUUCCGGUGCUGGUAUGGAUCCAUGGAGGUGGUCUGUUGUUUGGUGGAGCACCACCCUACGAUGGACUGGCUCUUGCUGCCCUUGAGAAUGUGAUUGUAGUGACCAUCCAGUACCGUCUGGGCAUCUGGGGCUUCUUCAGGGGUUUCAUUCAAUUAGUCUUUGGUGAUAGUGCUCUGGCUGUGGCACAGAAUGGUGGAGAUCAGAAGGGGAAUAUUCAGCAUAAAUUUUCUACUGCGGAUUAUUUUGGAGACCCCCAAGAGUACAGUCCAUUUGUGCCCACUGUGAUCGAUGGAGUGCUGCUACCUAAGGCACCUGAAGAGAUUUUGGCUGAAAAGAACUUCAAUACUGUCCCCUACAUCGUAGGGUUCAACAAGCAAGAAUUUGGCUGGACCAUACCACUGAAUGUUCCUGAGGAACUGACUCCAAUGGCUAUUGAGAAGUAUUUAGGAGGGACAGAUGACCUUGCCCGAAAGAGAGAGCUGUUCCUGGACUUAAUAGGAGACUUCAUGUUUGGUAUCCCAUCUGUAAUUGUUGCCCGUGGACACAGAGCAUUUUUAAAAGAGGGAGCCUCAGAAGAAGAGAUCAACCUCAGCAAGAUGAUGAUGAAAUUCUGGGCCAACUUUGCUCGAACUGGGAAUCCCAAUGGGGAGGGGCUGCCCAACUGGCCAGAGUAUGACCAGAAAGAAGGAUACCUGCAGAUUGGUGCCACAACCCAGGCUCUACAGGGACUGAAAACCAAAGAAGUGGCUUUCCAGACCAAGCUUCUAGUGAAGAAGACCAUGAGGAAUCUACACCAGAAUGGGCACAUAGAGCUCUGAAGAGAAAACCAGGCUUCAGGAGCCUAAAGCAAUUAACACAGGUAUAUUCUACAGAAGAUGUUUGAAAGACAAGCUUACAUAAGUUUACAUUGGAUAAAGAAUUUUUUGUUGAGGGUGAGUAGAGUCCAGGUGUGUGGAAUUUUUGUACAGUGGCCUGAAUUUAAAGAAAGCAAAUAUUAUAUUUUGACACAAAAGUCAGUGUCUAUGUCCUGAGUUAGACAUGGAAUCAGUCAUCCUCACUAAGAGAAGGAUGAUGGGAGGCAGCAUGGGAGGCAGACACCUUUUCAGUGGUGGUACAAGUGAAAAUAUGUAGUAGGAAAUAUUACUCUUUUAAAAACCGUUGUUCUCUUUGAAUCUCCCUAGCUAUGUAACUGUUUAUUGGCUGUGUAAUUGCUGUCUUUAUUUAGAUCUCUAACCACAAGUGCAUGCUCAAACACUAAGGAUACUUGAUUGUAUCAACCUUUGUGAACAUUAUUGUAGUCUUGUAUCUGAUGGUAUUAAUGUAACAAUUGAUCUCACUCUGAUAGCUACUCAGAACUGGCAGGCUUCUAGUCUGCCUUAAGUAACUUCUGCUUAUGCCUGACAUAAAAUUCUGCUC
Octodon degus (degu) is the source of this 1981-nucleotide messenger RNA. Its product is annotated as carboxylesterase 1E-like. NCBI's taxonomy places the organism in Eukaryota, Metazoa, Chordata, Mammalia, Rodentia, Octodontidae. Gene Ontology annotation, molecular function: carboxylic ester hydrolase activity. Gene Ontology annotation, cellular component: endoplasmic reticulum; lipid droplet. The record is from RefSeq and is a predicted model, not a curated record. Bases 166 to 1383 code for a protein of 405 amino acids. The transcript has 12 exons. Gene Ontology annotation, biological process: lipid catabolic process.